GUUAGUUGAUUUAGUACGAUAGUGAUGAAAUCAAUUGGUGCUGUUGUUUUGAUUGUCUUCCUCGCAGUGUCCAUUGCGGAUGGCGCAAAUAUUUUGUACAUUGCCGGAGUUGCCUCUAGAAGCCAUUUCAUAUGGAAUCGAUCCUUGAUUUACGGACUAGCUGAUAAAGGGCACAACGUAACAGCUUUAAGUUUAGAUGUGGAGAAAAAUGCUCCUGAAAAUGUCCACUUUAUUCACAUGGAAGGCGUAUACGAUAGUAUUCUGAACGAUUCCAGUUCGGCACAGUCGGAUUUCUUUGGAAUGGGUAAAAUUAGCCCUUUCGGAAUGCUUUUUGAGUUCGAUGAAUUUUGUAUCAGCUGCUGCCGUUAUAGUUUGAAAUCAAAUGGAUUCAAGACCCUUAUGGACUAUCCAUCUGAUUUCAAAUUCGAUCUCAUCAUAAACGAUUACUUGGGAGGACCGUGUAUAUCAGCUGCUGCACUGCAUAAAUUCAAUCGCCCACCUUUGGUGGCGGUUACUGCAUACAACGGGAUGACUACAACUACGCCGUUGGCUGGAUCAUUUGCGUACUCAGGAGUCAUUCCAAAUCAUGUUUUUGAUGCAACUGAAGACAUGUGUCUCAUUGAACGAGUGAAAAACUUUUUCUACGAUUACUAUGAAAUAGUGCUAAAAGAGCAUUAUACAUAUCCAACCAUGGACCAAUUGGUACGAAAAAUCAUUCCAGAUAUAGACUACGUUGCAGAGUUCAAUAAACUUGCCCGUAUAGUGAUGCUGAACGCAAAUGCUGCUAUUCAGUUUUCAGAACCGAGUAUGCCGAACGUGAUUGGCAUUGGUGGUCUCCAAAUUCGCGAACCAAAGCCUCUGCCCAAAGAUCUUCAAACCAUAUUGGAUAAUGCCAAAAAUGGGGUAGUUUUAUUUUCGUUGGGUUCGAAUGUCCGUAGUGAUACUCUAGGAAGCGAAAGAAUCCUCGCCAUUCUCGAGGCAAUGAGGGCAUUUCCAGACAUCUGUUUCCUAUGGAAGUUUGAAUCGGAUACGUUUCCAACUGAAGUACCCAAGAACGUGUUUAUAAGACCGUGGAUGCCACAGAAUGACCUACUGGCGCAUCCCAAUUUGAAGCUGUUCAUUACGCAUAGUGGUCUACUGAGUACUCAGGAGGCAAUUUGGUAUGGAGUGCCUUUGAUUGGAUUCCCAGUAUUUGCCGAUCAAUAUAGGAACAUCAACUACUGCACGAAAGUAGGAAUCGCGAAGCGUCUUUCUAUUGACAAAGUCAAUUCAGAGGAGUUGAAACAAGCUAUCCAGGAAAUGAUAUCUGAUCCUAAGUACAUCCAAAACAUGAAAAAAUUAUCUAAAGUUUUCCGUGAUCAACCUGAAAAACCUCUGGAGCGUGCCAUUUGGUGGGUCGAAUGGGUUUUGAGAAAUCCCGAUGUCAAUUAUCAUCAAUCAUCUGCAAUUGAUAAAAGCUGGGCUACAAAAUAUGCAUUCGACGUGCUGUUGGCAAUCUUUAUCACGAUUGCAAUAUCGAUCCACGUUAUCAUUUACUCAGUCAAUUAUUUUGUGUUCAAGAAACAAUCAACCUCUACGAAACAAAAAUCAAAAGGAGAAUAAAAAU
Messenger RNA from Ochlerotatus camptorhynchus, 1606 nucleotides. Its product is annotated as UDP-glucosyltransferase 2-like. Bases 25 to 1602 code for a protein of 525 amino acids. The transcript has 3 exons. Gene Ontology annotation, molecular function: UDP-glycosyltransferase activity. The record is from RefSeq and is a predicted model, not a curated record. NCBI's taxonomy places the organism in Eukaryota, Metazoa, Arthropoda, Insecta, Diptera, Culicidae.